CUCACCGCAUGUAUCCGUCUUUCUUUUCAACGUGUUGCUGGUCGCCGAAGUUUUUUGGUGACAGAAGCCUAUAAUGCAGAUAUUCGUCAAGACCCUUACGGGCAAGACCAUCACGCUUGAGGUCGAACCUUCAGAUACUAUCGAAAAUGUCAAAGCCAAGAUUCAGGACAAAGAAGGAAUUCCACCAGAUCAACAACGCCUGAUCUUUGCUGGGAAACAAUUGGAAGAUGGCCGUACUCUAUCAGAUUAUAAUAUUCAGAAAGAGUCCACCUUGCACUUGGUGCUUCGUCUGCGUGGAGGUGCUAAGAAGCGUAAGAAGAAGAACUAUUCCACUCCAAAAAAGAUUAAGCAUAAGAGGAAGAAGGUGAAGCUAGCUGUCUUAAAAUACUACAAGGUGGACGAGAAUGGUAAAAUUCACCGUCUUCGUCGUGAGUGUCCUGGCGAGAACUGCGGAGCUGGAGUAUUCAUGGCUGCCCAUGAAGAUCGUCAUUAUUGCGGAAAAUGCAAUUUGACUUUUGUGUUUAGCAAACCAGAGGAAAAGUAAUAGGGCUUGAUACAAUAUCUGAAAUAUGUUAAACAUGAAAUUAAAUGAAAAAUAAAUUCAUUUCAAACCCA
Drosophila willistoni is the source of this 615-nucleotide messenger RNA. It is a transcript of the gene RpS27A, whose product is annotated as ubiquitin-40S ribosomal protein S27a. The transcript is spliced from 3 exons. The coding region runs from base 74 to 544 and encodes 156 amino acids. The record is from RefSeq and is a predicted model, not a curated record. Gene Ontology annotation, molecular function: ubiquitin protein ligase binding; protein tag activity; structural constituent of ribosome. NCBI's taxonomy places the organism in Eukaryota, Metazoa, Arthropoda, Insecta, Diptera, Drosophilidae. Gene Ontology annotation, biological process: protein ubiquitination; modification-dependent protein catabolic process; translation. Gene Ontology annotation, cellular component: ribosome; cytoplasm; nucleus.